Plasmodium vivax (malaria parasite P. vivax) is the source of this 954-nucleotide messenger RNA. RefSeq lists its product as hypothetical. Gene Ontology annotation, biological process: protein deubiquitination. The transcript has 3 exons. NCBI's taxonomy places the organism in Eukaryota, Apicomplexa, Aconoidasida, Haemosporida, Plasmodiidae. The record is from RefSeq and is a predicted model, not a curated record. Gene Ontology annotation, molecular function: cysteine-type deubiquitinase activity. The coding region runs from base 145 to 918 and encodes 257 amino acids.
CACGAUUUAAAAAAAAAAAAAAAAAAAAAAAAACCUGUGCUCACAUUUAACACUCAUCGAUGAUGCGUAAUAAUAUGCCCAUUUACCUCCCCAUUCCGAAACAACAAAGUGCCAUUCGCACUUGAACAAUCCGUGCCUCCCAAAAUGUGCCACUAUGAAACACACGCAAUUGAAACGGAAAGAGGGUCGAUAAACGUGUACUUUGAAAAGCAAAGCAAAUUGUAUUGCUUGCUCCACACUGCGAACAAUAUUUUACAGGCACAUGUAUACUCCCCCGACGAUUUUAAAGACGCCGAAAGUAUGCUGGAGUAUGCCGCUGUUGGGGAUACCACGUUAAGCGGUGACCAGGGAGAUACUACAGGGAGGAGCCACACUGAUGAGAUUAGCAAAAAGGGUUGCACCGCCGAAGAUGGCAACCGUGGUAAUAGGCAACCCCCCCAUGUCAGAGCGAAGGAAGCGCUAAACUGCAAUAACGUCCUCACGUACAUCAAAAGAGGCGUCCACUAUUUUGGAAAUUUCAACAUCAACAUUUUGUACUUGUUCAUGAACAAGCACAAUAUUGAGCUGCACUGGGUUGAUAACAAGGAGAUAUUUCGCAAAAUAAAUGACAGCAGAGGAAGUGCCUGUUCCCCACUCUUCGAUGACAGCCAGUUAAAUGACAAAAAGCUAAUCGCAUUCGUGGUGAACAUCGUUCGGGUGAACCUUUUCGAUUUCUACCACCACCGGCAUUUUUACGCCAUAAGGAAAAUCUCAGGGAUGUGGUUCCAGCUGGAUUCCUCGCUGAGUAAACCCGUUUUGCUACCCACAAAUGAAGACUUAAACAAUCACUUAAUGAACAUAGUAAAGGAUAACAAAUUUCACAAAUCUGAUAAUUACAUCAUACAAGUUUUUAAGAGGGAGAAGAAUCAUCCCAAAUAAUUUGGCCAUAAACACUGUGCAUGCAUGAAACAGCUU